UUUUCAUUAAAAAAAACUUCCGUGGAAAGGUAAGAGCUUGUGCCUGACUGUAGUUCUGUUUAUUGUUUUGACAGGUGCGCCUGACUGUACCACUUUUUGCAGUGUAAGAUGACAUUUUCUCUCCACCCUUGCAAAAAAGAAGUGGCUGACUUUUAUUUGUUUGCGUACCCCGAAGCACUGCAUUAUGAAUUGUCAAUCCCCAAUGGUCGAUGAAAGAAACAUUUAUGAGUCUCUCAUAAAAAAGUAAAAGAGAAAAAAAUGGUUCUGUUGUCAACUCCACCAAAUUACAGAUGCAUGCGGAUAGGCUCCAUGUAGAUGUAGUAGUCCUCGACAUUAUGUAUGUAGCAAAAGAAAACUAAAUGGAAUAUGUAUUUGAACUAUAUUCUUUGCAGGUGUGUAGCCUGUUGCUGGUCGGUUAGUAGAUGGCUAUUUCUCAAUAGGAUGAGCACAAAUAGUAUGAUACAAUAUCACAAAAGUCAGACACGGCGAUCAUUAGCUGGACCCGACACUAGUACUUCCUCCGUUUCACAAUGUAGCGCAUAUAUAUUUUUCUAAAAGUCAAACUUUGUAAAAUUUGAUCAAGUUUGUAGAGAAAAUUAUAUACAUCUAGAAUACCAAAUACAUGUGCUUAGAUACAUCACAAGACAUACUUUCAUAUUAUAUACAUUUGGUAUUGUAGAUAUAAAUAAUUUUCUCUAUAAACUUGGUCAAAGUUUAUAAAGUUUGACUUUGUAGAAAAUCUAUUUGCGCUACAUUAUGGAACGGAGGGAGUAUGAUUUAAUUCAUGGAGAAGUUAAAUGGAUAUGAUAGUGAAAAAUACAUAUGCAAUUGUCUGCUGUCCAGCUGUGCGUAUCAAACUUGAUCUCCAUCUUGUUUUAGCAUGGAUUUAUUCAGCACUGGUUAAUAAUCAGUUCUUCCAACGUGCUGGAAUCAUUCCCCGAUGGAAAGCUAUAUAUACUGAGCACAUACUAGUAGCACACCACCCAUCCAUCUUACUACCAAGAAUGUGCCUGGGAGGAGCCCAAGAACUAAUCAUCAGCUUCUUGUUGCAUCCUGGUCAUCUUACACUGUAGAAGAAUGGUGAAUUUCUCCAAGAAACUAACGACAGACCAGAUUCCGGGAUGGGAGGAGUACUACUUCAACUACAAAUUGCUCAAGGCAAGAGUGAAGGUGUACACGGAGCAGACGAAGGAAGGCAAUCACGACCGAAGACGUGUUCUGAAAGAUUUCUCAAAGUUGCUCGACGAUGAGAUUGAGAAGAUAGUGUUGUUCAUGAUAGAACAGCAAGGGCUGAUCGCGUCGCGGCUCGAGGAGCUAGGGAAGCGAAGGGCGGUGCUCGAGGACAUUCCACUGCUCCAGGAGAUAACUGAACUGAGGGAGGACUACAGGGCAGUCGGCCAUGAUCUUGUCAGGCUUCUGAAGUUCGUCGAUCUCAACGCGAACGCGGUUCGGAAGAUCCUGAAGAAGUUCGAUGAGCGUCUCGGGUAUAAGUUCACGGAUUACUAUGUCAGGAGCAGAUCCAACCACCCCUACUCUCAGCUCCAGCAGGUUUUCAAGCAUGUGGGUAUUGGAGCUGUGGUGGGGGCAUUGUCUCGCAACCUCGGCGAUCUCGAGGAGCGCGAAGGAAGUUACCUGAAUAUCUAUGACCAGAACCCACUGGCCAUUCCAAAGGACCCCAUAAUCGACAUGAUCAAGGCGACGGCGGACAAGCUGACCAACUCGACCAACUUCCUGCGGUUCCUGGGGCAGCACGCGCUGAUCAGGCAGGGGAGCAUCCCCGACUUGCCGGAGGAGCAGCAAGUGUCGGAGGACAAGUACCACUUCAUCUCCCUGGUGCUCAACCUGGCCAACACCUUCCUCUACAUGGUGAACACGUACAUCGUCGUCCCCACGGCCGACGACUACGCCACCAGCCUCGGCGCCGCCGCCACGGUCUGCGGCGUCAUCAUCGGCUCCAUGGCCGUGGCGCAGCUCUUCUCCUCGGUCUACUUCAGCGCCUGGUCCAACCGCUCCUACUUCCGCCCGCUGCUCUUCAGCAGCGUCGUGCUCCUCCUCGGCAACGUCAUGUACGCCCUCGCCUACGACUUCGACUCCCUCGCCAUCCUCCUCGCCGGCCGCGUCCUGUGCGGGAUGGGGUCGGCGAGGGCCGUCAACCGGAGGUACAUCAGCGACUGCGUUCCGCAGAGGAUCCGGAUGCAGGCUUCCGCGGCGUUCGUCAGCGCCAGCGCCCUCGGCAUGGCCUGCGGCCCGGCGAUCGCCGGACUGCUCCAGGUCAACUACAAGGUGUAUUCGGUCACCAUCAACCAGGACACCUUGCCUGGCUGGGUCAUGGCUCUUGGCUGGCUCGCGUACCUGGUCUGGCUGUGGAUCUCGUUCAGAGAGCCGGUUCUCGGUGACGCCGACGAGGAAGGUCACCGCCAGGGCUCCUCUCGUGGCUCCUCCAGCUUAGGAUACCGGAAGCAUGGGCUUGCGGGUGAGUAUCUGCUGAAGCAGGACGCCCAGGGCGAGAGCGACCAGGAGGAGACGCCGGCUCCGGCGGCAGCGCCGUCGAUCGCCGAGGCGUACAGGCUGCUGACGCCGUCGGUGAAGGUGCAGCUGCUGAUCUACUUCAUGCUCAAGUUCUCCAUGGAGGUCCUGCUGUCGGAGUCCAGCGUGGUGACGAGCUACUACUUCGGGUGGAACACGAGCUCGGUGGCGGUGUUCCUGGCGGCGCUGGGUCUCACCGUGCUCCCCAUCAACGCUGUGGUGGGCACCUACAUCAGCAACAUGUUCGAGGACCGGCAGAUCCUGGUGGCGUCGGAGGCGGUGCUGCUGGCGGGCGUGGCGCUGAGCUUCCACGUGCCGGGCACGGCGUACACGGCGGCGCAGUACGUGUGCUCGGCGCUGCUGACGUUCAUGGCGGCGGAGGUGCUGGAGGGGGUGAACCUGUCGCUGCUGUCGCAGGUGAUGCCGGCGCGGCUGUCCCGCGGGACGUGGAACGGCGGGCUGCUGUCGACCGAGGCCGGCACGCUGGCGCGGGUGGCCGCCGACGGGACCAUCACGCUGGCCGGGUACCUGGGGCAGGGGGCGCUGCUGAACGCCACGCUGCUGCCGUCGCUGCUCAUCUGCGCCGCGUCCAUCGCCGCCACGCUCUCCACCUACAACUCGCUCUUCUACUAGCCAGCCAGCCAGCCAACCAGCGAGCGAGCGCCUUCGUCACGGUGUGUGUUUUUGUGUUGUUUGUGACUCGCGAGUGUAGGCGUGUGCUGCUCGGAACGUGGGAUGGAUGGCUCGGGGCACACGGGAAACCAACUGGACGGUGCGUCACAGCGUCAGCUUGGAUUCAUUUUGCAGCGAUGUCUUUUU
Molecule: messenger RNA, 3345 nt
Organism: Triticum dicoccoides
Lineage: Eukaryota; Viridiplantae; Streptophyta; Magnoliopsida; Poales; Poaceae
Product: SPX domain-containing membrane protein OsI_32082-like
Exons: 6
Coding region: 1078-3159 (693 amino acids)
Biological process (GO): transmembrane transport
Cellular component (GO): membrane
Molecular function (GO): transmembrane transporter activity
Source: RefSeq, a predicted model, not a curated record